GGCGCGGUCUGGGCGCAGAGCCCGCGGCGGGGUUGGCGGGGUCGCCGCGAGCCAGGGGCGCCGCUCGGAGCCCGGCCGCAGGCUGCCUUUGUUUCUCCCUGCUGCCAUGGGGACCACCAACGAAACGGAAAGCUGGUAUGCGAAGCUGCACGAUGUGCUGAAGGCCCUCAACUCCACCCUGCACAGCAACCUGCUCUGCCAACGGGACCCGGCAGCAGACAACCUGGUCAAGGAGCCCCAGGCCAGACAACCUGGCCGUGAUGACAACUCCUACAUGUAUAUUCUCUUUGUCAUGUUCUUGUUUGCUGUCACGGUGGGCAGCCUCAUCCUCGGGUACACCCGCUCUCGCAAAGUGGACAAGCGCAGUGACCCCUAUCACGUGUACAUCAAGAACCGAGUAUCGAUGAUCUGAUGUUCUGGGGCCUGGAAUUGCCCGAGAGGGUGAGUC
Molecule: messenger RNA, 448 nt
Organism: Sorex fumeus (smoky shrew)
Lineage: Eukaryota; Metazoa; Chordata; Mammalia; Eulipotyphla; Soricidae
Gene: KCNE3
Product: potassium voltage-gated channel subfamily E regulatory subunit 3
Exons: 2
Coding region: 107-412 (101 amino acids)
Biological process (GO): negative regulation of delayed rectifier potassium channel activity; potassium ion export across plasma membrane; regulation of heart rate by cardiac conduction
Cellular component (GO): membrane
Molecular function (GO): voltage-gated potassium channel activity involved in ventricular cardiac muscle cell action potential repolarization; transmembrane transporter binding; potassium channel regulator activity
Source: RefSeq, a predicted model, not a curated record